UUAAAACGCAUGGGAGUGUAUUUGGCUAUUUUUCCAAUAGCUUCUAAGUGUAUUUUAAAAUAUAUUCAACUACUGCCUCUGAGAUGGUUGCCAAGGUACUCUUUGAAAUGCUAUUGCUUAAAAAAGUCCCUUUGACACACUUGAGAGGACCACAGAGUUGCCUUGACGGAUUUCACAACCUAUGCAUAAGUAAUUCAAUUCAUUUCACAUGGUUGACGAUUCAUUGCUUAAAUUCAUUAAGAAAACCCAGCAAAACCUUGCAGUACAGUUAGCAUAUGCUCACAUAGCACAAAGUCCCCACACUGAAUGGCCCUUGCCUUGACACAAAAAACAUUCAACCCAAAGCUGUGAGAGACACCAUUAUUGUCACAGGGGGACAAAGAAAAACAGUAGAAAAGUUGUGCUCCAAUUGUGUAAGUAGAGGAAAAAAUGUGUUUAAACCGUCAAACAAUCAUUAGCCGUGCCCAGUGAAGUAAAACCCUCCCAAGGAAAGGAAGGGCAAUAAAACAACUAUCACACUGGCGACUGGGGUGGGAGGUUAAUUGUGACAGAGCUUCCAUGAUUUGUUCAGGAAAAAUAGGAUUGGAGCCAGACAAGGCUAGGGCUGGGGUCAACCCUGGGUCUCAACUGUUUCCUGUCAGCCUGACCUGGGUGGUACUGACAGAGGGAGGGAGAAAGGGGUCUGUUCAGUCUAAACUGGGUUCUGGAGUUCCUUGCUUCAGGAUUAAGCUGAAAGUCAUACAAUAGACUUCCCCUGUACGCUCCUGCCCAGAAGAAAGAACAGGGGGAUACGGUUUCCACAACAAUGGAAAUUCAAUCAGGAAAUGGAGAGGAGUUGGAGGUGGUGAGUGGCGAGUCAUUAGCGACCUCGGGCUCUGUUUCCUCCUCGCCGUAUCUCUCUGUCCCUCAGGCAGACGGCACGGACGACCAAGUACUCCGGGAGGACCUCCAGGCUGCCAAGACCAUUGAGAGGUUUGACAUCCCUCUGAGUAACUUGAAGAGGAUGUUUGAGAAGCCCCCAGGAGCAGCCAACACUGAAGUGAGAGCCGUACAGUCCAGCCCAUCCAGAAGAGCCCCAGCCAGUAGCUACCAGCUUGACCAGAAGAGGGACCCAUCACCUGGUGAGAAAAUGGCCUCAGCUCAUGACCCCAGCCUCUCUGCGGGUGGAACCAGGUCAGGACGUCCUGAGGAAAGGGAAGGGGUGGCGAGUCAGAGGAAAGGAGACGGAGGAGCGCCCACCAGCGAGGAGGCGGAGUCCGUGUCACUAAAGGAACGCAUGGCCAUGUAUCAGGCUGCCGUGUCCAAGAAGGAGGCCAGCAGCUCAUCCGCCACGGUUAUGGAGGAGUCGGAAGCCUGUUCUCUGCCAGGGGGUCUGGCCAGCGUGAAGAAACAGUUUGAGAGCCAGGAGUACACGUCAUCCUCCCAGUCCCAGACCAGCGUUACCCAGGCCCAUGUAGAAAAGAGAUCCGUGCAGGUGUCCAGCUCACAGGAGGUGACAGUGAGGAGCAGUGUCAGGGAGGUCAGUCCCACCACUCAGCAAGUGGCCUACUUCCAUGGCCAGGAGGUGACUCAUGAUCAAAGAGUUCAACAAAGCAACGUGGCCUCCAGUUAUGAAAACCAUUAUGAUGAAACGGUUCGGGUCAUAGGAGGAGAGGACUUACCAAAGGUCUCCACUCAGGCUUUGAAGCAGCAGUAUGAGAAGACGAUAGAACAGGCCACGCCGGGCAAGCAAAUUAAGAUUGAUCUGGAUUACAACCAGUUUCAAUGGGCACCGGUAAACCAGUCCUCCUCAGCAGCAGCUAGCUAUGAAAGUUCCUCCACUGUUAAACAGUCAUCCAAAGCUUCAGCAGCAACGAGCUAUGAAACCUCAUCCACUAUGAGGACAGAGGCUGUCUCCUCAUCUACCGCUGCCUCAGCCUCAUCCACUAUGAGGACAGGGGCCGUCUCCUCAUCUACCGCUGCCUCAGCCUCAUCCACUAUGAGGACAGGUGCUGUCUCCUCAUCUACCGCUGCCUCAGCCUCAUCCACUAUGAGGACAGGUGCUGUCUCCUCAUCUACCGCUGCCUCAGCCUCAUCCACUAUGAGGACAGGUGCUGUCUCCUCAUCUACCGCUGCCUCAGCCUCAUCCACUAUGAGGACAGGGGCUGUCUCCUCAUCUACCGAUGCCUCAACCUCAUCCACCAUGAGAACAGGGGCUGUCUCUUCCUCUACCGCUGCCUCAGCCUCAUCCAUGGAUUAUGAGACCAUGGAGCACUUCCCUCCUCCACCCGCUGAACUAAUGCCCCAGGAGGUACCCGAGUGCUGUGACUCUCUCCCGCCUCAGGAGCAGCCUGGCCAACAGAGAUACAUAUUCAACAAGGAGCAGUACUCCAAGCAGAGGAACCUCAAUGAGCUGAAGCGCCUGUACAAGCACAUGCACCCAGAGGUUCGGAGGACCAUGGAGAAGGACUACUUCACCGACGUCACUGAGAUCGAGCAGGCACAGCUGGAUAGUGAAGAUGAGAUGACCGGGGAAGUCCAGCAGGCUUGCUAUGUGUUUGAGAACAGUGGUGGGGAUGAAUGUAUGAGCCCUGAGGGAGAUUACCUGGAGUGGGACGAGAUCCUUAAAGGGGAGGUGCAGUCCAUGCGCUGGAUGUUUGAGAAUAAGCCGCUGGAUACCAUUAAAGAUGACACCCCAGAUGAGGAUGAUGAAGUGAAGAACAUUACUGAGCAGGAAAUCAUUGCAGGAAGUGAUGUCAAAUACACAGCCUGGAUGUUUGAGACCCAGCCCAUGGAUGCGCUGCGUGCAGACACCCCAGACUCCACCGUACAGACAGGGAAAUUGACCGAGCUGGCGAGAGGAGACGUACGAACAGCCACAUAUCUUUUUGAGACCCAGCCACUGGAUUGUCUGAAUAAAAUCUACCAGGAGGAUGAGCAAGCCUUGGAGGUUGUCUUCACUAAAGAUAUUACAGGAGGGGACGUGAAAACAGCCAGGUAUCUGUUUGAAACUCAACACUUGGAUUCCCUCAGCCACACAGAGACCAUUGAGGAGAGCCACUUCUUGAACCUGAAGUCAGAGCUUGAGGAGAUCAAAGGGGAAGUGAAGACAACCACACGGAUGUUUGAGACCCAGCCCAUGUGUGUCAUCAGGGGCAACUCUGGAAAUAUACUGGAGAUCACCGCAAUCCGCAGGGAGGAGAUGGAGAAAGGAGACGUGAAGACCUCCCGCUGGCUUUUUGAGACCCAGCCUCUGGACAUGAUCAACAAAGACCCUGCCAAGGUGAAGCUGAUCUGUGGAGUCUCCAUGGAGGGCAACUCGCAGGGAGACGUGAACCGGGGGAGGUGGCUGUUCGAGACAAAGACACUGGACUCCAUUAAAGACGAGGAAUGGCAAAGCAUCAGGCAAAAGGAGGAGAUUAUUGGAGCUGAUGUGCGGAAGCACUGCCUGGUUUUCGAGACACAGCAGAUGGAUACUCUGAAAGACAACGCCAAUGCCAGACAUUUACUCUCAGAGGCGAUUGUAGGAGGUGAUGUGCGAUCAGCAAAACAUCUGUUUGAGACAGUGCCAAUAGAGAACCUGAAGGAUCUGGCUGAAGUAGGGAAACUUCAGAAGAUGGUUGCGUCCGAGGAGGAGAAGGGUGAUGUUAGACAUCAGAAGUGGGUUUUUGAAAGUCAACCACUUGAAAACAUAAGGGAGGAGAAGAAGGAAAUGACACGCUCUAUAAACCUUGAAGAAAUUGAUAAGGGCGACGUCACAAAUCACAAGGAAAGAUUUGAAACCUUGGAUUUAAGCAGAUGUGAGGGGGCACAGAGAAUUCAAGUUGAAGGUGUUACCAGUGGGUCUGUGAAAUCAAACAAAGUUCUUUUUGAAUCCACCCCGAUGUAUGCCAUGCAAGACAGCGAGGGACACUACCACGAGGUGAAAACCGUGCGACGUGAGGAGAUAGUAAAAGGAGAUGUUCGCAGCUGCAGGUGGAUGUUUGAAACACGUCCUAUCGAUGGGUUUGAUGAAAGUAGCAAUAAAUUCCAGAUUAUAAAAGGUAUAUCAAAGGAGGAGAUUGAAUCGGGUGAUGUCAAGACAGCCAAGUGGUUAUUCGAAACUCAACCCCUUGAUGGUAUUAAACAUUUCAGCAACACUGUAGAAGAUGAAACUAAGACAAAGGAGAGUGUUGAAAUUGAGAAGGGUGACGUGAAAACCUGCAGGUGGCUGUUUGAGACUCAACCAAUGGAUAAUCUGUAUGAGAAAGCAGAUAAGGUGAAGAAUGAGACUGAGGUUGAGGAGGUCAACAAAGGGGACGUCAAAACAUGCACAUGGCUCUUUGAGACUCAGAACCUCGAUAACAUCUGUGACCAUUCCGAGUCCGAAUCGGAGACCGUUCUCAAAACCUGCACUGUCAAACAAGAGGACGUCCAAGGCAAAGAUGUGCAUCACGCUCGCUUCCUCUUUGAGACAGAGAACCUGGAGAACCUCACAGGGGAGGAGAGUGGUGCCUUCAGGAGGGUGACUAAGAUUGAUGUCCAAUCUGGAGAUGUGUCUAGGAUGAAGUUUCUCUUUCAGAAUCGGUCUUCCGACAUCAUGACCUCAACCUCAUCUGAAACAAUGCAUAAGCUGAAGACCCUGACGGCGGAGGAAAUUCAGAAAGGAAAUGUGGUGAACAACACGUGGCUUUUUGAAAACCAACCUAUAGACACUAUCCGCGAGGAUACAGAGGAAGCCAAGGACACUCGCACCGUAACCGAUGUGCUGGGAGGAAAUGUUGGUCAAGGACGCUUCGUUUUUGAGACUUACUCUCUCGAUAAAAUCCAGGAGGAGUCCACCGAGACUGAAAUUUCAAAACUCCAGAGCAUCAUCAGGGACGAUAUAGAAAAAGGGGAUGUGAAAAGCUACACCAUGAUGUUUGAAAAUCAGCCACUGUAUGCAAUCUGUGACAAAGAGGGCCACUACCAUGAAGUAACCACUAUGACAAAGGAAGAAAUCAUGAGAGGAGACGUGGUGGGGGCCCGGUGGUUAUUUGAGACAAAACCUCUGGAUUCAAUAAGGGACACAGACGACGUCUAUGUCAUCAAAUCUGUCACUGAGGAGGACGUCCAGAAAGGUGAUGUCAGCACGGCCAGGUGGAGGUUCGAAACACAACCUCUUGAUGAAAUCGCUGAGGACAUGAAAGUGUUGACUAAAACAGUUGACGAUAUCCAGGGUGGGGAUGUGAAGACAAACAAACACCUUUUUGAGACAGAUGAACUGUCCCAGAAGUAUGUUAGAACUGUUAGCGUGAGUGAGAUCCAAAAAGGGGACGUCAGGACUGCCUCGUGGAUGUUUGAAACACACAGCAUCGAUAAGAUCCGUGGCGAGGGCUCAGAAUAUGAUGAAAUGGAGACAGUGACAAAAGAAGAAGUGAUGAAAGGAGAUGUCAAACAGUCUGUGUGGCUCUUUGAAAAACAGCCGCUUGACAGCAUUAAAGAGUCUGACGGAACAGAGACUGUUGUCACUCGGGAGGAGAUCCCACAAGCAGAUGUAAAGACAACAACAUGGCUUUUUGAAACCACUCCUUUAACCAAAUUUAAUGAGAACAGUGUAGAAAGAACUGAAAUAAUGGGGAAGAGCAUCAAAGAGACCCUUGAAGAGCUGUAUUGUCAGAAAAUGGUUGACUCACAAGGGAUUCUCAUUGAGACGGAUGAGAUCGGCGAUGUCAGAAUGGCAAAAUACAGACUCAUGAACCAAGAUGCUCCAGAAAUCCAGAAGGAGGAGGUGAUCAGAGGGGAUCUGAACAACAUCAUGAUGAACCUCCUAAACAGACGAGAAAUUACAGAAAAAGGGAUAGUCAUAGACCAGGACGAGAGAGGCAACAUCAACACAACAGUAAAACAGCUAUUCAACCAAGAAAAGGGAUUCAAUGUUGAGAAGGAGGAAAUCCUCAGAGGCGACAUUCAAGAGGCCAUCAACAACCUACUGAAGGAGGAGGGCUCCUCAAAACGUGGAAUUCUGAUUCAAGAAGAUGAAAAGGGAGAUGUGCGAAUGACUAUAUACUCCCUCCUCAAUAAGGAAGACGGUGGUGGCAUUGAGAAGGAGGUUAUCAUCAAAGGCAAUGUCAGUAGGACCCUUCACAGUCUCUUGUCCAACCCAGGGUCAGAGGAAUCUAAAAGGAUAAGGGUGGAAGACACGGAGAGGGGUAACGUUAGCUUUUACUCCACCUGUAUUGAAUCUGGGGCACUGGAUUACCUCAAACAACUCCAAUUUGAACCUAAUGAGGAACAAGAACAGGCGCAGAAGGAACGUAUCAUUGGCGGCGACGUUAUGGAAACCAAAAUGACACUAAGGAAGAAUCAACAGCAGAUUGAACGCACAGUAGCUGAGGACGAUAUUGUCCCUGGUGAUGUCAACAACACUGUGAAGGUGUUCAUGAUGGAACCUGCUCUCUUGCUGGACAACCUGCAGAAAGAGGAAAUUGUCAAGGGAGAUCUGAGGGCGGCCCUGGACUCACUAACCAAAACUAUUAGCAAGAGAGUCGUGAUAGAGAAAGAGGAAGUGGUGAAAGGGGACCUGCACACCACUCUGAGGUCUUUGGAGGAGGCUCAAAACCAAGCCAAGGAAAUGGAAAAGCCAGAAAUUGUCCGAGGUGAUAUCCGAGGAGCCCUCCAAUCAUUAGAGAAGUCGGCGACCACCAAGACUGAGGUAACUGUUGAGGAUUUAGUGCCCGGCGAUAUCAAAGGCACCUUGAAAUCACUAGAAGAGGCUAAGCAGGCAGUGAAAGAGAUGGAAAAGGAGGAGAUUGUAAAGGGAGACAUUCAUAUUGCGCUGAAGGGUUUGCAUGAGGCCUCGAGUGAGAAAAAGCUUUACCAGCACCAAGUGAGUGAACAGGGGGACGUGAGAGGCACAAUACAGCUGUUACUAGAACCAUCCACAUCCCCACGAAUGCAACGCAGGGGAAGCACUGAGGGAGAUGUGAAGACCUCCAUAAAAUGCCUCUACGAAGGGCAGGGGCAGGACCAGGAUGAGGAGCAAUCACAGAUGGAGAAGGAGGAGGUGAUAAAGGGAGAUGUUAAAGGAGCGAUAAAGAAUCUGAUGCAGAGAAAAGAAUAUUCCAAUCGGAAAGUACGAAAGUAUCCUCCCAGGAAAGCUCCCAGAGCUCAUGUGAAAAAUCCAUUACCCACACAGCAAGUGAUGGACCAUGAAUACCCAGAUGUGGCUAAGAAUGAGAACGUCACAGUCAAUCUAGCCCCUGCUGUGAAAAACCUGUCUCAGAGUCAGAGCAGUAAAUCACAGGACACCACACAAAAGCACACUGGGACGUACACCGAGAACAAAUCAGUGAAGAGCAGCAGGACCCUCACCCAAGAGGAACACUCUAUGACAACACAGGUACAAACAGUAAAUAUUUUGGAGGCCUCACAGCAGGAACAUGUAAAAGAACAGACUGAAGUUAAAGAACAGACACGUGUUGAACAGAGUGUGAAACUGAAAAUGCAACCCCCUCCUAAGAACAUGAUCAUAAAGAAGAAAAACCAGACCAAUCAGAUGACUGAUAAUACAUCAAUGAAUCAGAUGACAGAGACUAAAGCAGCCAAUCAGAUGACUGUGAAUCAAUCAUCCCAUCAGAUGACUGAAAAUAAAGCAUCCAAUCAGAUGAGUGUGAAUAAAUCAGCCAAUCAUAUGACUGAAAAUAAAGCAUCCAAUCAGAUGAGUGUGAAUAAAUCAGCCAAUCAUAUGAUUGAGAAUAAAGCAGCCAAUCAGAUGAUUGUGAAUACAUCAGCCAAUCAUAUGACUGAGAAUAAAGCAGUCUCAGACAUAAAUGUGAUGAAAGAAACACAGAGAGAAACACAAGUCUCACACAUGAACGUGACCACACAGGUCAAAACAGUCAAUAUGUCUGAGUCCUCACAGCAGACACAUGUUAAAGAACAGGCUGUGAAACAGAAAAUACCACCACCCCCUAAACCCAUCUUCAUAAACAAGAAAAACAUGACCAAUCAGAUGACUGAUAAUACAUCAACGAAUCAGAUGAAGGAGAUUAAAGCAGCCAAUCAGAUAACUGAGAAUGAAGCAGCCUCAGACAUAAAUGUGAUGAAAGAAAGACAAAGCACAUCUCAAACUAAUAUUGUUUCAAAGCAAACACAGGAAACAAAAACAAUGAAACAGUUGCAAACAACAGUGACAGAGCAUAAGACUGUCACACAAAAACACAACGUCAAAAAUCUGAAUACAAAUUUCCGGAACCUGGACAUGAAGGGAAAAGGUAUGCUAAAGAAAGGGGCGCCUGAGAUUCAUUUCCCUCCUCCUCCCACGUCCCCGCCUCCACCCUCUGAGUCUGAGAUGUCUCUUCCUCCAGCGCCCUCACCAGUGGCAGGCUGCCCAAUGCCCCUGUCAAGCCGUAGCCCAAUGUUUCCCACAUCCCGUCCCCUGAUUAUGAGACAGGACAGUGACCUUCCGCCUACACCUCCUCCACCCCCAGUAGAAUGCGGGGAGCCCGACUUUUUCCCUUCUCCCCCACCCCCACCAUCCGUGGCAGGGCAAGACUUUCUUCCUCCACCGCCCUCACAGCAAGAGCUAAACUCAAUACCACACCAAGUGCCUACACCACCACCUGGAAAGCCAUUUAAAGCUAGGCCUUUAUUCAAAAUCCCAAAACCUGAGCCACCCAAGCAACCAAUACUGGUCAAACCAAAAUGGCAGAAAAAGCCAGCAGCACCACCACCAACUCCUCCACCUUUUCAACCAAUGACGGUUCAAACAGAACAUAAAGAGGAAGGAGUAGUCCAGGAAGUCAAAAGUGAAAUCAGUUGUAAACAGGAAGAAAAUACAAAUACUACCAACACACAGGUUCAAUCUGAUUUGACAGUGUCCAUGACUAAAAUCCCUUCACCAAUCCCAGUGGCAAAACCACCACAGGAAGUGUUGCCACGACCACCUAAAAAGGCAUUCAUCCCUCCAAUCAAAAUACCCCCACCUGCAGAACUUGCACCAGUGGCAAAACCUAAACCAUAUGCCCGUAAAUUCAAAACCCCACUGAUGCUGGCAGAGGAAAGGUAUCGUGUGCAGAGAGAGGAGGCUGAGAGAAACAAGUCACAAGACACAACUCCCGCCACUUCACGAGUCACAUCUCCCUCCUCUCCUCCAACUAAUAUGAUGCAGAUGAUGGGCUCAACCAAUGUUGCAAGUGAACAACACUCAGUUGCACACAAAACAGAGCAGUCAAAAGUGACCUCAGAGGUAACACAUGAACAGGCUGAGGAAACUCAGUCUAAAAGCAAAGUAUGCACAGCAUCACAAGAGCCGCCCAUGAAGAAAGCUUUAUCACAUAUCCCCCUGAGCAAACCGUUGAUCUCCAUGGUAAAUAAGAAAUCAAACUCUGAAUCUGGAAAUAUUUCCUCAGAUAAGAAACACAUUACCACUGAUCAGUCCUCGAUGGCCUCUUCUGGGAAAGAACUCGCCUCAUCUGUUGCCUCCAGAAAACAUCAGUCUGUUUCCUCUGGCAAGCAUCAGUCUGUUGCAGUCCCUGCUGCUCACCCUCACCAUGAGUCCAACAUUAAAGUCCAAUCUGGAUCUAAUGUGAUUUCGUCCUCAGUAGCUGAGCAGCAGAGUGGUAUGAAUGCUAGCUCACGGUCUAUCAUCUCCACUCAGAGUAUUGUCCAGGAAAAUGUACAUCUUCAAACCCAAUCCGCCGUCACAUCCGUAGCAGAGGAUGCAAAGAAUACUAACGCCUUACUCACACAGGAAGUAAAAAAGAUUCCAUCUCAGCCCACCAAAAUCAAAAUUCCAAAAGUGACACCAAAUUUCAAGGUGAGAACAGUGAAGUUACCAACAGAGAAGAAGGAAGAGAAAAGUGAGGUGGUGGAAAAAGAUCAACGAGCAGUGAAAAACGAAUUACAUGUACAUCAAACGGAUAUGGAGACUAUUUCUAAGAGUGAGACCAGAGUAGUUCAGGAGAGCACCCAGAUGGCCACCAGUAGCUCAGCAAAAAAUGACGUAAAGGUGGGGAUGAAUGUGACACAGGAGAAAGCUGAGGAGGUUGAGAAAACUGCAGUUGCCAAGGAAACAAAGCUGGAAAGUCAAAUGAAGACAAAGGCAAAGCAGAAAGCCAUUAAAGUCCCUUUGCCCAAAGAGCCAAAGCUAGUUCCCAUGCCAGUAGCUCAAGCUCCAGGGCACUGCCACAUAUCUGUCUCCCAUAGUCAACAAAGCAUGCAGGAACAGCACAUUCAGAAGCACGAGCAAGUGAUUGUUAAUGCGAGAGUAGUUCAACAGAGCUUCCAGAAACAGGAACAGCAGGUUCGCACACACAAGCAGCAGGUCAAGUCUUUCCAACAACAAGGAGAAGUAAGCAAAAUGCAGCAGCAUCAGGAGAGGUCGAAGGCAGAGUCUACGGCUGUCUCCAUGAACAUUGCAGGGAAGGCAGCAGCACAGACAGAAGCAGCUCAAUCAAUGGUGGAAAGCUCAGCUCAAUCAGUGGAGGAGAGCACAGAUGCAGAGAAAUGUGUAAUGGUACAGAAGCUGCUAUUUAACAUUAAGCAGCUUCAUCCAGGGAAAAUGGAUUCAAACUCAGUGAGGACAAUACUUAGUGGGGUCCCUGACUGGUUGAUGAGGGCGGAGGAAACGCGUGAUUUAACACAGGUUGCUGUUCAGCAGAAUAAGAAGAAGCUCACAGAGAUCAUUUUCCGUGUGAGAAAUCUAGCACAAGCAAAACUUGUAUUCUUAGAAGGACACAUGGCAGCCACGGCAAAACAGGAAAGUGAACCGGCACCUGCAUCAUCACCUGCACAACCACCUGCACCACAACCUGCACCACCACCUGCAUCAGCACCUGCACCACCACCUGCACCAGCACUGGAAAAUAAAGGAUUUGGAGGAGCAACAGCCAAAAUAUCUAAAAUAAGCAUUGGCUCGUCAAGAGUCGAAACCCAUAAGAAAGUGGUUGAGGAGAGGAAGAUCUCUCAUGAGAGCAAAAAGCCGGAGCUGACUGAAGUAAAAGGUCCUGAUCCCAGAGUUCCUUCUCCCAUGCUUGCAAUGCGAACACCUUCACCUACCUUCAUAAGCAUUGAAUCAGUGAGGAGAACAAACUCACCCCUCACAGUGACACCCUCACCUCCUCUGUCAUACAGGUCUGGUGCCACCCCAACCCCACCACCUCCCCCUCCCCGCACCCCUACCUCUCGGUUCUGUAGGGCCACGCCCUCUCCCACCUUGAGCCGCUCAGAAAAGCUAGCCAAGUUGAAGGACACCACUGCGAAGCUCUCUCGAGGCAUGACCCCUCCCCCACCCAUGCCUGAGUUUCUGACCACAGAGCAAGCCUCUGACAGAGAGGAUUCCCCAGCGCUGAUUGAACCUGAGAUCCACAUGCAGACACAGGAGAUGGAGACUGGGACGACGACUCCGGAUGUGGCUGAUAUGGUUGACUCCAUGAUGACUGUCAGAGACAAGAAGUUCUUCUUUGAGGAAGCUCAGAAGGCAGAGGUGAGCAGGACAUACAUGCGGAAGGACCCCAUUGAAAUCCCGGAGCGCCUGGGUCCAGAGGAUCUAGAGGAAGUUCCUGAGGGUGUGAAUAUAGACAUAAUGAAAGAGGAUCUCCCUAGGCUUGACCUGUCAAAGCUGGUCAAUCAAUUUGAAUCCCCACAACCAAAGCUGUACAUCAGAAAAGAUCCCAUGAUCAUCACGGAUAGACUGGGAAGUGACACGGAAGAUCCAGAGGCAGACCCCAAAACGCCAAAAACCGGUGAAACACCUGCCUUCAACAUCAAGGCCAUCAAGAAUGCCUUUGACUUGGGUGAUCAUAAUGCUCUCAAAGAAGUGAGGGAGAAACAAGAGGAGAGAGAGAGGAGAGAAUCAGAGUCUGCCGAACCGACGGGGCACUCCAAAACAAAGUCCGUCACUGAGGAGUUCUCUGGCACGGAUGAAUUUGGCACCGUAACAAGAGGGGUGAGGAGCGAGACCAGCAUGCACUCUGAGAGCCACAUGACCCGCCCCCUCCCUCCCUCCUAUGCCGACGUGGUGAAAGGGACGGUUGAAGAGAUGGCAGUUCCUGUGGAGGCCGCCACCGAGGACCUACUGAAGAGCUUCCACCAGUCCUGGGCCGAAAGCGAGAGUGUGUUCCAGAAUCUGGGAUUCAGUGUCUCAGAACAGAGGACAUCACAGAUCGUAACACACCAGCAGGAGACUGUCGUGACGGAUCAAAGAAGACGCAGGAGAAGAGGUUUUGGAAAAGAAGAAAAUUCGAGUUCCAGAGUCCGAACUGUGUACGGUGUGUCGGAAGAGGGUGUAUCCGAUGGAGUGUCUGGUCGCAGACAAACACAAUUUCCAUAAAAGCUGCUUCCGCUGUGAGCACUGCAGUGGCAAACUAAGCCUUGGCAACUACGCCUCUCUCCAUGGACGAAUGUACUGCAAGCCCCACUUCAAACAGCUGUUCAAGUCCAAAGGAAAUUAUGACGAAGGAUUCGGACAGAAGCCUCACAAAGACCUUUGGAGUGCUAAAAAUCAAGAGUAUUCCAUUGAAAAUGAAAAGACUAAGCUAAAAUCCCUGUCCCCUGAAAAACUAGAUUCCACAAAUUCCACAGCCAGGAGCAGUGUCAGUUCGACGAAGAUAGAGGUACCACCUCCACAGGAAAAGGAAGUGAACAAAUCACAGGAUGAAAACAAAAAGCCCACUAGUAAGAUUGCGGUUGUAUGGCCCCCUCAGAAUGAUUCUCCCAAGAAAGUGUUCAUGAUGGAGGAUGAGGUGAAGCUGGUUAAACCCUCAUGGCCCCCCCAGGAUAGCUCUCCAC
Oncorhynchus mykiss (rainbow trout) is the source of this 12729-nucleotide messenger RNA. RefSeq lists its product as uncharacterized. The record is from RefSeq and is a predicted model, not a curated record. Gene Ontology annotation, cellular component: stress fiber; focal adhesion. Gene Ontology annotation, biological process: actin filament organization; actin cytoskeleton organization. Gene Ontology annotation, molecular function: actin filament binding. NCBI's taxonomy places the organism in Eukaryota, Metazoa, Chordata, Actinopteri, Salmoniformes, Salmonidae.